Juglans regia (Persian walnut) is the source of this 1118-nucleotide messenger RNA. RefSeq lists its product as uncharacterized. Bases 19 to 822 code for a protein of 267 amino acids. NCBI's taxonomy places the organism in Eukaryota, Viridiplantae, Streptophyta, Magnoliopsida, Fagales, Juglandaceae. The record is from RefSeq and is a predicted model, not a curated record. The transcript is spliced from 4 exons.
CGAGUGUUUUGGGAAGGAAUGGAAAUGGCGAGAGAACAUGACGACUGCAUAGAAGGGAUACGCAGAACAAAAUUUUCCAUCGGAGGGGAACUGAUGGACACUUUGAAUGUGGAUCUUCAUCAGGCUGUCAAGAAUCUCUCUGCUGAACUUGACGCCAAGGAUGUCCAUUUUCUCAUGGAACUCAUUCAGAAUGCGGAAGAUAAGGAACAUAUGAUGGAUCCAUCGCUGGAGUUAGUUAUUACUUGUGAGGACAUGAUGAUCACGCCCACGGGAGCUCCUCCAGCAACAUUGAUGCUUAUUUUCAACAACGACACAGUUCUUUCUUCUGAAAACAUAUGCAGUUUUGGUCGGCCCAUCAAGAAAGUAGGAAAGAGAAAACGCGUUUAUAUUGGAGAGAAAGCUGCUAAACGUGGGAGAUAUAACCUUCUGCAAACGUUCUGGAGCACAAAGAUUGAGAGAACUCUCAACCAUAGAUUGGGGACAUUACCUGUUGGUUCAGAUUCAGAUGGAGUUUUGCUGUCCGACAGGAAGAUCGGUACUGUCCGAACUACAUCUAAUGAAUCAGUGAAGAAGGAAGAAGAAUCCAUGGUACUGGAUGUUGCUCAUCAUGAACAUAUCAUGAAUCAGGUGAAUCCAAAGGAUAGUUUGAUUAGGAAAGGGUUGGCUAGGCUCAUCCUUGGCUUUCUAGCAGAUCAUCCUAUGUUGAAGAUGGAAGCAGAUCAUCAUGAGAGCCGACAUGAAGCUAUGAAAAGGCUUCUGAAUGCGACUUUCAUCGAAAUUGUGGAAUUGAAAGUAAGCCAAAUGAUAGGUUGGGAUAGAUAAGAGGCAAGCUCAAUGCUUUACACACACAAGUUGGAGAAAUCCAGUGGAUAUUAUAAGAAUAUAAUUGAGUAUGCUACAUAUUUCUCCCAAGCAUUAAUAUCGGAGGGUUUGUUAUCGGAAAACAGCGAUCAUGAUAUUGGUGAACUCUCGGACCUGAUAAAGUUGUGCUUCGUACUUGAAUUUAAUGAGGAAGCAGUGGAAUUUGUGAUGAAGUCCAGGAACUUGCAGAUUUUCGUGGAGGACGAGGAGUUCCUCGCUUCACUCUUUCCUUAAUUAAUUACGGAUCCGGAUGUACU